Phyllotreta striolata is the source of this 1566-nucleotide messenger RNA. The record is from the annotation of a GenBank genome assembly. NCBI's taxonomy places the organism in Eukaryota, Metazoa, Arthropoda, Insecta, Coleoptera, Chrysomelidae.
AUGGCCUCGUUAGUAAAAUGUGCGUUAAUACUUAGUGCAAUUAUUCCAGCAUUAAGUUAUAAAGAAAACCAAACGUAUUGGAGGCAAAAAGGAGCUGAAGAAUUAAACGAAGCCCUGAACUUGAAGCAAAGAAACGGUGUUGCCAAAAACGUUAUUCUGUUCAUUGGUGAUGGCAUGGGAGUACAAACUAUAGUAGCUUCAAGAAUAUACAGCAAAGGGGAAACCGGUUCUUUGGCUUGGGAGAAAUUCAAAAAUAUGGGCGCAUUAAAGACGUAUUCUGCGAAUAAACUGGUUCCGGAUUCCUGCAGCACCGCAACAGCCCUUUUCUGCGGCAUCAAAGCCAAUCAUAAAACCUCAGGAAUCGACGCUUCUGUCGAUGUCAACGAAUGCAAGCGUUCACUGGACAAAAAAACCCACGUGGAUAGCUUCGCUGUAUGGGCUUUGGAAGCAGGAAAAUCAACAGGUUUUGUAACUACUACAAGAGUUACUCAUGCUACACCAAGCGCUUUAUACGCUCAUACACCAAACAGAGGCUGGGAAUGUGAAGAUAAAAUGUCACCCGAUGCCAAAGGAGUUUGCACGGAUAUCGCUAAGCAGCUCAUAAACGAUUACCCGGGGAAUAAAUUCAAUGUAAUCAUGGGCGGAGGAAGGCAAUGUCUUCAAUCGCCAGUGGUUGAUAGUCCGAAGGAUCCGGUUGAUACAUGGGGUUGCCGGAGCAAAGACGGCAGGAAUUUGAUUAACGACUGGCAAAACAACAAGAAAAAAGCCGGGCAAACGUACCAAUUUUUAAGCAAUACCGAGGAACUUAAUAACACUGAUAUUACGAAAGACUACACAUUAGGAGUUUUUGCCAACGGACACAUAAUGUACGACUACGAAAGAAACAAGGGACCAAAAGGCAUGCCAUCUCUUAGCUUAAUGACCGAAAAGGCGAUUCAGCUUCUACAGAAAAAUAAAAAAGGCUACGCUUUAAUGGUUGAAGGAGGUAUGAUAGACCAAGCCCAUCAUCGAGGCAACGCAAGGAUUGCCCUUGAAGAAGUAGUUCGUUUCAGCGAAGCCAUCCAAAAAGCGGUAGAUAUGGUUGAUUUGAGCGAAACCUUAAUCAUUGUAACCAGCGAUCAUGAUCACUCGAUGCAGUUAACAGGUUAUCCAGAUAGAAGAGACGGAGUGAUGGGAACUACAAAGUCGAAAAUUGAUAAUGUUGGCUUUUCAUCGUUAUUAUACACAACAGGAGGACCAAAUAAUUAUCAUUUUUCAGUUAAAAAUGGCUCAGUGGUACGCGAAGAUGCUUCUAAACAAAACACCAGCGACUGGAAAUACUCACAACAAAGUGCUAUUUUAAACGAUGAAGUUACCCAUAGUGGCUCUGACGUUUUAGUUUUUGCCGAAGGUCCAAUGGCGCAUUUAUUUAAUUCUGUCCACGAGCAAACUCAUGUAGCAAAUGUUAUAGCUUAUGCAUUGAAAAUUGGUCCGUAUAAAAACAGAGAUCCAUCCAGUGGGGCUACACAAUACCAUUGCAGUUACGUGCUAGCAGCUUUAAUGACAUUGUUAAUUUAUUUUAAUUAA